AGUUCCGCCGGGCCGUGCUCGGCUGUGCCGUGCCGAGUCGGGCCAGGGCAGGAGCGGGUUGUGGGGUACGGCCUCAGAGUCGGCGGUGCCGGGGACAGGCGCUCGGGGCAUCCCGCGCCUCUCUGAGGUCCCCGCCCCGUCCCGGCCGGGCCAACUCGCCUGUCAGUCAGUGGGGCGGAGGCAGCGACGGUAGAGGGGCCGGAGCCGGGCACGGAGAAGAGCGCGGGCCAGGCCGAGCGGUGGGGACCUGCCCCUUAACUCCACGGACUCUUCGCCCCAGACUUGCGAAGCUGUACCCCCUGCGCUUCGUUGGACGCCUCCGUAACCCGCGAAGGGCUCUCUUCCCCCAUAGCCUCCCACCCCCGUGACCUCUUCCUAGGACCCGAGAGCUCACUCAGAAGAGGGUGUUGUGGGUACAGGCCAUCGACCCUGUGACCCCUCACAGGCCAGGGCCUUGGUUUCCCUCAGGCCUCCCUCCCCUGACUCCCUCCUCAUAGCUUCUGGGGACAGAGCCCUGACCUACCACCAGGACCCCUGCCUGCGAACUCCUCACUGACGGCUUCCUCCUAGGAGUCCCCCUCCGUGGGUCUCCUCCUAAGAGCAUCCCUUUUGGCCUCUGGCAAGCCCCCCCGCCAACCGAGGUGGGGAGGCCUCGGCAGCCAUGCUCGCCCUGGGCCCCCUGUCACCCCACCACCCCCUGGGCACCGAAGCCGGAGUCUAGCAGGGGGCCAGCAGCCAAGAGGCUGGGGCAGGAGACAGGUCACGGUCCACCUCCCUGCUGGGGAGGGAGCAAAGAUGGAGCGGCGGGAGGAGCAGCCGGGGGCUGCAGGGGCUGGAGCAGCACCAGCCUUGGACUUCACUGUGGAGAACGUGGAGAAGGCGCUGCACCAGCUCUACUACGACCCCAACAUUGAGAACAAGAACCUGGCUCAGAAGUGGCUGAUGCAGGCCCAGGUCUCCCCACAGGCCUGGCACUUCAGCUGGCAGCUCCUGCAGCCCAACAAGGUGCCUGAGAUCCAGUACUUUGGGGCCAGUGCCCUGCACAUCAAGAUCUCUCGCUACUGGAGUGACAUCCCCACUGACCAGUAUGAGAGUCUAAAGGCACAGCUCUUCACCCAGAUCACCCGCUUUGCCAGUGGCUCCAAGAUUGUGCUGACUCGGCUGUGCGUGGCACUGGCCUCGCUGGCUCUCAGCAUGAUGCCUGAUGCUUGGCCGUGUGCUGUGGCAGAUAUGGUACGGCUCUUCCAGGCUGAGGACUCACCAGUGGAUGGCCAGGGCCGCUGCCUGGCCCUGCUAGAGCUGCUGACAGUGCUGCCCGAGGAGUUCCAGACCAGCCGCCUGCCCCAGUAUCGCAAAAGCCUGGUGCGGGCCAGCCUGGCAGUGGAGUGCGGGGCUGUCUUCCCGCUGCUGGAGCAGCUGCUGCAGCAGCCCAGCUCACCCAGCUGUGUGCGUCAGAAGGUGCUCAAGUGCUUUUCCAGCUGGGUGCAGCUGGAGGUGCCCCUGCAGGACUGUGAGGCGCUCAUUCAGGCUGCCUUCGCUGCUCUGCAGGACUCAGAGCUCUUCGACAGCAGCGUGGAGGCCAUUGUCAAUGCCAUCUCGCAGCCUGAUGCCCAGAGGUAUGUGAACACACUCCUGAAACUCAUCCCACUGGUACUGGGACUGCAGGAUCAACUGCGACAGGCAGUGCAGAAUGGGGACAUGGAGACCUCCCACGGCAUCUGUCGCAUUGCUGUGGCGCUGGGCGAGAACCACUCCCGGGCCUUGCUGGACCAAGUGGAGCACUGGCAGAGCUUUCUGGCCCUUGUCAACAUGAUCAUGUUCUGCACGGGCAUCCCUGGCCACUUCCCUGUCAAUGAGACCACCAGCUCCCUGACCCUCACCUUCUGGUACACGCUGCAGGAUGACAUUCUGUCCUUUGAGGCAGAGAAGCAGGCUGUGUACCAGCAGGUAUACCGGCCGGUCUACUUCCAGCUGGUAGAUGUGCUUCUGCACAAGGCCCAGUUCCCUUCUGAUGAAGAAUAUGGAUUCUGGUCCUCAGAUGAGAAGGAGCAGUUCCGAAUUUACAGGGUGGACAUCUCAGAUACACUCAUGUAUGUCUAUGAGAUGCUGGGGGCCGAGCUGCUCAGCAACCUCUAUGACAAGCUGGGCCGUUUGCUUACCAGCUCAGAGGAGCCCUACUCCUGGCAGCACACAGAGGCCCUGCUCUACGGCUUCCAGUCCAUCGCGGAGACCAUCGAUGUCAACUAUUCUGAUGUGGUGCCCGGGCUCAUUGGCCUCAUCCCACGGAUCAGCAUCAGUAAUGUGCAGCUGGCGGACACUGUCAUGUUCACCAUUGGAGCUCUGUCUGAAUGGCUGGCUGACCACCCCGUCAUGAUCAACAGCGUUCUACCCUUAGUACUGCAUGCCCUAGGCAAUCCCGAGCUCUCUAUCUCUUCUGUGUCCACCCUCAAGAAGAUCUGCCGAGAAUGCAAGUAUGACCUGCCGCCCUAUGCUGCCAACAUCGUGGCUGUCUCCCAGGAUGUGCUGAUGAAACAGAUCCAUAAGAACCUUCCCCAAGAGGUUCAUUCUUCCCACCCACAACCAGGUGUGUCUGGGACUGACCCUCGAUGUUCUGCCCCACAGACGAGCCAGUGCAUGUGGCUGAUGCAGGCACUGGGCUUCCUGCUGUCAGCCCUGCAAGUGGAGGAGAUCCUUAAAAACCUGCACUCGCUCAUCUCACCAUAUAUCCAGCAGCUGGAGAAGCUGGCAGAGGAGAUACCUAAUCCCUCCAACAAGCUGGCCAUUGUCCACAUCUUGGGGCUUCUCUCCAACCUCUUCACCACGCUGGACGUCAGUCAUCAUGAAGAUGAUCAUGAAGGCUCUGAGCUCCGGAAGCUGCCAGUGCCGCAGGGACCCAACCCUGUGGUGGUGGUACUGCAGCAGGUCUUCCAGCUUAUCCAGAAGGUGCUGAGCAAAUGGCUGAAUGAUGCCCAGGUGGUGGAGGCGGUGUGCGCUAUCUUCGAGAAGUCAGUUAAGACGCUGCUGGACGACUUUGCCCCCAUGGUGCCACAGCUGUGUGAGAUGCUGGGUCGGAUGUACAGCACCAUCCCUCAGGCCUCCGCUCUUGACCUCACUCGACAGCUGGUCCACAUCUUUGCUCAUGAGCCUGCCCACUUUCCCCCAAUCGAGGCCCUCUUCCUGCUCGUCACCUCCGUCACACUCACCCUCUUCCAGCAAGGGCCCAGGGAUCAUCCUGAUAUUGUUGAUUCAUUUAUGCAACUCCUGGCACAGUUGAAUAGAGUUUCUUCAUCUGUUUCCGUGGAAGUUGACAACCCAACAUCCUCCUUUAGUGCCCCUUUGCCUCAACUAGCUCAGUCCUCCACAGAGACCAGGGAGAGGCUGAUCCCGAAGGGAGGGAGCUGGGCUGGCCUGGCGGAUGGGGAAGGGAGGGGGUGGUAACUGUGCCCAGCAGCUCCUGUGGGGCUGGGGUGGCCGAGGAGUUCAGGGGCAGGACCGGAGUUGAAGGGCCUGGGGUUCAUUGUCCCCGUGCUCCUGCCGGGAACUGCCUGCCUCAGUGCCCCCAGCCUGCUCUCGAGAGGUAGGCUGGGAGGAACUCCAAGGGAGGGGCCGAGCUGAAUGUGCUGCGGUGGAGCCCAGAGCUUGGCUGUCGCUGGGCUGUCAGACAGAUCCUGCUGCUGCUGGGAGGUGGGGUGCUGGCUUCAUUGUGAGAUGUGUCUGGUGUGUAAGUGUGUCAGACCUUACUUGUAUGUUUUGAGUUUGGUUUGGGAAGGGAGCAGAAAUCACGUGGCUGCCGUAAGUAGUACGUGUAUUGUGUUGAGUGUCGGGAUAAAUGUGUAGUUGAAGUGUGGGCCUGGGCAUUGUUGCGUGUUGUGUGUUGAUGUGCGUUAGGCAUUGAUGGAGUUUGAAUAUGGAUGCGUGUUGGAGGCGUGUGUGUUGGGCUGUGGGAGUGCGUGUUAUGGAGGGUUAGGCGUAAGUACGGUAGUGGUGUGUCUGUAUUAGGGGUUGUAUGUUUGAGAAGAUAUAUGUGUCGGGCUGUGGGAAUGUGGGGUUAGUAUGAUGGGGGGUUCUGUGUGUCAGAAAGUUCCUGUGAGUUGGGGGUUCCCAUGGGUUGUGGUAAAUGAUGUGUUUCUUUGCUUAAUCACUGCACAAAUAUAUUUUGAGUGUUUAAUACGUGCUUGGUAGUCUGCUAGGUGCUGAGAAUAUAACGGUGAGCAAAAGCAGCCACAGUUCUUACUCUCUUAGAACUUACAGUCUAGUGGAGGGGGCACAGGAGGAGUGGGAAUGGGCGGUGUGUCCUUGGCCUGGGUGGACGUGUGUGAGGGUAUCCAUGAGGGUGCAUCUUUGGGGUGAGGGCGUUUGAGUAUGUAUUUGUGCCUGUGCGUGGGGAGAGUGCACGUGCUGGGAAACUGGGUGGAACGAGGGUGUGGGCGUGUGGACAUGGUUUGGGGAUGUGGGGGGGGUGGGAUGUGAAUAUGUAGUGAGGGUGUGUAGCAAAAUGUGGGAGAGUGGUGUGUACAAGGGAUGUGAUAGAGGUGUGUGAUAGAGGGUCAGUAGGGCGUUUCAAGUGAGGGUGCAUGUGGGGCUGUGUGCACAAGAGUAAACAUGGGGGAGUGGAAGGUAUGUGAGGACUGAAGGGUUAGGGGUCGAUGUGCUACGCAUUGGGGGGCUACUGGGGAACAGCAGUGCUUGAUGACUGUGGGAGCUGUGCAGAGCAUCUCCUGUGACCUGAGGAUGUACCAGUCAUGCCCUGGUACCACUUGGGGUGGGCUCUCGGCCCCUAUACUCUGUCCACUCCCCCUGACAUGGCAGCCCUGGCUCCUGGGCUGGGUAUAGAGGAGAAGGGCCUGGACACAGGGUAUCCUGGGUGAAAGGCGGGGCUGUGGCUCCCAGGCUCCUGCCCUGCUUUUCCUCUUCCUAAGCUGGAGAGUGUCUGAGGAAUGCAGGCGGGACGUAGGAGGGGGGCUCUUAGACUGGGCUCCAUGUCCAGCUGCCAUCUCUUCUUCCUGCUGCCCUGUUAACAAAUCCAGGGGGCCUCAACUGCCUCUGUGAAUCAGAGUGAAGUCACUGCUGGCAACCUGGAGCCUGCAGGAGGUCUGGCCCUGAUGGUGGGAGGUGGGGAGUGAGGUGUUUGAUUAGGGGUGACUUGGGACCCAAACUUUUGCAUUAUGACUCCCAACCUCUCUCAUAUACCUGUGCGUUCAUGUACACAUACAUGUACAUAGCAUCCCUUGGCUGCUCCCCUCCUGACCUACUGAGCUCUGGAGUGGUCUGGGUCCCCCAGAGACGGCUGGGGGGCUGGUGUUGACAGCCUCUACUUGCGGUGUGUGAACUUGGGGUCUGGGUGGCAGGUGAGUGGGGGGAUGGUUCUUGGAGUUGGCUGGGGUGGGCUUACCAGCUCCACCUC
Molecule: messenger RNA, 5404 nt
Organism: Orcinus orca (killer whale)
Lineage: Eukaryota; Metazoa; Chordata; Mammalia; Artiodactyla; Delphinidae
Gene: IPO13
Product: importin 13
Exons: 16
Coding region: 796-3438 (880 amino acids)
Biological process (GO): protein import into nucleus
Cellular component (GO): nuclear membrane; cytoplasm
Molecular function (GO): small GTPase binding
Source: RefSeq, a predicted model, not a curated record